AGUUGGUACAAAACUGGGCACCUGGGCUGGGAGAGAGGUUCUAAUGAAAUGGGCCGAAGCCGAAGCCCUUUUGUAUGAAACCGAUUAGAAAUUUAGAUUUCCCUUAUCUUGAGGAAAGAAAGCAGAGUGAGAGUGAGACAUGGCGUUGGAGCAGGCAGUGGCAGUGUCAUCCUCAAGCACCUUCAGGAACCUCCCCACCUUCCGCAAAACCCCAAUUACAAAACCCCAAUUCCAAAUCCCUUCCCUCUUCUGCAAAACGCAGCGCUUUAAAGGGAACGUCAAAUUGAAGUGCUCGAUGACAACGGCAUACCCCAAACCCUCGGAGAUUCCGUGGAAGAAGGAGCUCUGCAACUCCGUCAGCCUCAUCGGCGUGGUGGCCGCGCCCCUCGAACUCAAACACCUCCCCUCCGGCAAGGUGGUGGCGUGGACCCGCCUCUCCGUCAAGAAGAACGCCACGCAAGCGUCCUCCAUAAGCCUCACUUUCUGGGACGACCUCGCGCACGUUGCUUCCCACCAUCUCCACAAGGGCCACCAAAUCCACGUCUCCGGCCGCCUCGUCACCGACGCCGUCGAAACCGACGACGGCAAGACCCAAAUUUACUACAAGGUGUUUGUUCAAGAGCUGAAUUUCAUCGAGAGGAGUUUCUCUACGACGUCGUCGCGGGAGCAAGAGUCUGAUUUCGCCGCUGCUGGUAAGAAAGUGAGCAAUGGGACUGGUUCUGUCGUGGAAUUGUGGCAAGCGUUCUUUGCUAACCCGGGGGAGUGGUGGGACAAUAGGAACACAAAGAGGAACCCAAAAGCUCCUGAUUUCAAACACAAAGACACAGGGGAAGCUCUGUGGAUUGAGAGCAGAUACAAUCCACCAUGGGUAAAGUCCCAAUUGGAAAUAAUGGACUCGAGAAUGGGGUCUAUUGCUGGUCAAAACGCUAGGAUGCCUGUAGAUAUGAUGACUGCAGAUGAAGUCUUUUCUUUCUAAAUGUUUGUGCCAAAUCUUGCCGACGUAAUUUCAAUUUCAACUUGUGAAUCUUCUUUGUACAGUUUGCAUUUUGCUACGAAUUUAAAUUAUGGUUUGUUUGCCCUUGAGCUCUAUAUCAUAUUAUCAAUUGAUUAUGUUUGUAACAAAAAAAAAAUUGAUGGUGCCGCAUUCAGCAUUCUCUUCUCCUGCUGGGCACUUAUAAUUUCUAUGCUGGAAUUGACAAGACACUAAAAAUUGGACGGA
Messenger RNA from Cajanus cajan (pigeon pea), 1219 nucleotides. RefSeq names its product protein OSB1, mitochondrial. Gene Ontology annotation, molecular function: single-stranded DNA binding. The record is from RefSeq and is a predicted model, not a curated record. Lineage: Eukaryota; Viridiplantae; Streptophyta; Magnoliopsida; Fabales; Fabaceae. Gene Ontology annotation, cellular component: mitochondrial nucleoid. Gene Ontology annotation, biological process: mitochondrial DNA replication; positive regulation of helicase activity.